Molecule: messenger RNA, 396 nt
Organism: Clunio marinus
Lineage: Eukaryota; Metazoa; Arthropoda; Insecta; Diptera; Chironomidae
Source: the annotation of a GenBank genome assembly
AUGGCGUCACGUGGUCACCACAUAAGUCAAGGCGGUAAUAUGAUAAACGGGCCAUACGGUACGCACAGUGGUGGACUCAAUUACGAUUUCCUUCCGAAUGGACAGUCGUCGACAAAUGGGUCGGGAAAUUCAGGAUCAUCACGACGUGAUCACAAUAUCGACUACUCAGCUUUAUUCGUUCAACUUGCUGGUACAUUUCCAACAUUAUACCGAUGUGUUUCAUGUCAUAAAACAGUUUCAAAUCGAUGGCAUCAUGCUAAUAUUCAUCGUCCACAAAAGCAUGAAUGUCCGGUAUGCCACCAAGUAUUCACUCGUCGUGACAAUAUGAAAGCUCAUUGUAAAGUCAAACAUGCUGAUAGAAAAGAUAUAUUUUAUGGACAUCUUGUACAUAUGUGA